AUGAAACGAGAAAGGAGCUCUUCAUCGGCUGUUGAGAAAGAGGAAAAAGGGUCAAAAUCAUCUCGUCGCGAGACUGAACCAUCACCAUCAUCCGGAGACGACAAAUUCUACAACGAAAAAAAAACUUUCUGCAAACUUUUCGAUUUUUAUUACAGGGUUUCUGUCUCGACGGAUUGUCUUGAUGAGAAAGUGCACAGUACAAAUGGCUCAAAAUCGGGAAAUCGCCUCAAAACAUUCGCGAAACAUUUGAUUGACGCUUUGACUGAAGGAAUGGGUGAACGUUUUGACGACAUCGGCAUUUAUUGCAAACAUUUUGGAGACAAGCAGAUUCUUGCCUCGAACUUUGAGUUCUUUAUUGCGUUUCGAGCAUCUACAGAUUGGUCAAACCCACUGACAACUGGCCCUAUUGGAAAUCUUCCCGAAGCGGCGACGUUUAGAGAAUUCUGGGGCGAGAAAUCCGAGUUAAGGAAAUUUGGCGACAACACGAUCAAAGAAGCGGUUUUGUGGGCAAAGAAUGGAAAUGAUGAUGUACCAAAUCAAAUUUUGACUUUCCUUCUUGACACAAAGUUCUCCAUUCUUCCAUCUUCGAUUGUUUCAUGUUGCCAUGUGAACUCGCUGUAUUUGCCACACAAGCCCACAUUUGAUAUCACUACUUCGGCUUUUGCACGAUUGAACGAAUACCUUCGUGGAUUAAAGGAUAUCCCAUUGAGAGUGACCACUGUUAUUGGAACAUCGCCAUUUUUGAGAGGAACUGAGCCAUUGGAGUCUUCUGUGAGAUUUACGGUGGAUUCGAGCAAAAUUGAUGACUCCUUGAGCAUCGCUCUUCCCAAUGAAAAAGAGGGGCCAUUUUGGACUCGAUCGAUUGAUGUAUUCAUCCGUCUUGAAUAUUCCUAUAAUUGGGGAAACGAUGUGGAGCUCAUUCGUCAAUUCAUCAUCGCUUUUUAUGUGCUUUUGUCGGAACAACUCAAAAAGCAGUGCGGUCUUCAUUGCCAUCCAACUACGGGAGCUCUUUAUGUGCAAGUGGAUAAAACGGCUUUUCGAAUUGUUAUUGUAAAUGAGAAAAUUUUGGCAAUUUUGGGCCAAAAGGUAGAGAAUAUGAAGAAUAGUGGAAUGGAGCGGGUCGACAAAUCAACAGAAAACAUUCGAUUGGCUCACUUUACCAAGAUUUACAAAACUGAGUUGGGUAUUAAGCAACGGUUGGGAGCGCUUUCACUGAAGUAUCGACACUUUGCAGCUGCGUGUCAACUGUUUAAGCAUUGGCUAGGUCGUCAAAUGCUUUCCGAAUAUCUACAUAAUUUGGCCAUCGAACUUUUAGUUGCUGCAGUUUUUGAGACAAAUUCAAUUCCAAGAUCAGCCGCUGCUGCUUUCUACAAAGUUCUCCUUCUUCUGACUACACAUGAUUGGCUAAAGAAACCGCUGAUUGUGGACCUUGAUGAAAAAUCGACUGAUGAAUCUCGGGCCAAAAUUGAAGCUGAUUUCGUUGCAACGCGUUUCGUUCUCCCUCCAAUGGUUAUCGCAACUCAAGAAGAUCCAAUAGGCACAAUGUGGACAACAGAAACACCAACGCCAACUUUGAUGCGACGUUUAAUUGCCGUUGCCUCACUCUCGUGUCAGUCAAUUGAAGAUUGUUUUACAAGCGAAACAACUGGGGAUUUGAAUCACCUUUUUCAACAGCAAGAGCUCCAAUUUGAUGCCAAGAUUAUGAUUCAUCCUAGCUUUCACGUUGACCGUCACAGAGUGAAGAUUAAGGGAUUACAGACCGAAUUCAAUCUACCGGUUCUCGAUUUUCAUCCAGUGGAACUAUUUGUGGAACGGUUACAAAAUGAUUUCCAAAAGGUGGCGCUAUUCUUUUAUGAUCGAUAUUCGGCGGGGGAGAUUGGCCUCAAAUGGAAUGAUCCAGUGAUGAAAAUGAAAGCAAAAAUUUAUAAAGCUUCUCUCUACAAACUCGACAGCGAUGAACAGGGUGAAAUGGUGGUGAACAAAGGAGAGAUUUAUGAAGAAAUCGGUUUAAUGGGAAAAGCAAUGGUUUCAACAAUCUUGGAAAAAGAUCUAGUUGUUUGGAGUGAUGAUUGUAUGUCGGAGCUACCAAGCGACACUAAACGCUCAUUAAUGACAACUCUAAAGACAAAUGUUUUAAACGAAAGCACGUCUAAGAAUUCUUCGAAGCGCAAGCGGAAUUUAAUUGAAAAACAAGAGCAAGAAAAUGUGCCGGUGGAAACUUCAUCAAAGAAUAUUCCUGGGAUGAAUGGAAAGAUGCUUGAAGAAACACCAAAGAAAGUCGUCAAUGGUUCUCAAAUGAAAACAGCCCUUCAAGAAUUUCUACGAGAUCCCACUGCGCCAAAGUUUAAUUCGCCAAAACAAAUGUUGAUCAUUGAUUCUACAAGUGGAUCCGAAGCUGAGGAAGAACAAGAAGAUGAUGAAGAAGAAAUAGAGGAAUCUAAAGCUCUGACUAAUGUCAGAUCAAACAAACAUCGGAAAAAGAAUCCCAGCAAAAAUGGUCAAUCGAAGAAAAUGAAAGUUUUGACUCCAAGCUAUCGCAAACAAACGGUCGCUUCAAAGUUGAAGAGAAAAAGUGCAAGCAGAGCAGCAAAGGCUGAACCUGUUGCCGACCCAAUUGCAUCAAAGAAAUCGACGAAGAAAGGGAAAAAUGGUCAAAAAAAGAGACAAAAGAUGGACGAUUUGACGGAAGCGAUGACCAGUGGAAUGCAGGUGGAUCCGAAUGCUCUCGGGACGCAUCCACGAUAUUCGAUGUUCAAAAAUACAGCCAAGGCAGCCGAGGCUCAAGCGAAUCGAAGGGCGGACGCAUUGGAUCGUCAACGGAAUGCGCGCAUCGAUCAUCACAAUAAAAUGCGGCAACUUGCGCAAGGUCCAUGGGAAGAAGAGGAUGAUGAAGAGACUACUGAAGCUACAGAAGAUCUUGAACUUGAUGAUGCAACGAAAGAGAGCUCGGAAUCGACAUCUCGAACACAACCUCGACAGAAGAGAAAUCCCUACGAAAAUCAAUUGAUGACGAGCGAGUGGUUGGUGGACAUUCCCGAUAAAGAGAUGAUGCAACAUGAAUGGAUAAUGGUACCAUGUCCAGUCGGUCGUCGAUGUCUAAUUGUUGCAAGUCAAGGAGUGACGACAGCUUAUGCAAAAAAUGGAAAACUCAUUUCACAAUUUGCCUCAGCUCUUCCGGGAGGACGUGGUAGCCAAAAGACGCAGGCUUACACGAUUCUCGACUGUAUUCUUGGAUCAGACAGAAAUGUUUACUGUUUGGAUUUGUUGUGUUGGAAAGGAGCUGCGUACACGGACAACGAUUUUGCGUUUCGACAAUUUUUCUUGAGAUCACGGAUUGAAGAACUCUCGUCGCCAAGGAACAAUGAGAAGAAAUUCAUCCUUUUGCCCAGUUGUUUAUGUGAGGUUUCUGCAAUGGAAACUUUUAUGCAACAAAAUUUUCCAUUUACACUCGAUGGUCUUCUCUUUUACUAUUCCGAGGUUCACUAUAUUGCCGGUCAAAAUCCUCUUGUCGGAUGGCUGAAACCGUUCAUGCUUCCGGAUGUACUAAAUGUGAAAGUCCCGUCAACUUAUCUCUUCUCAGCAAACGGGAAAUCAACAAAUGAGUUCAUCAAGGAGUUCAAUGACAAAAAUUGCUUCAAGUCAAAGAUUGAGGUGGAUGUCGAAUCAAUUGAAGAA
Molecule: messenger RNA, 3675 nt
Organism: Mesorhabditis belari
Lineage: Eukaryota; Metazoa; Nematoda; Chromadorea; Rhabditida; Rhabditidae
Source: the annotation of a GenBank genome assembly